CUGAUUGAUUCAACUGCAUGGACGGUUUCCAUUCGGUCCACCAAUGUUCUGAAAUGAACAAGUGCCGCUGACGAAGAAGCUGAAGGAGCAGCGAAUAUUUAAACUUAAAGUCUUAAAGUGACAACUGGAAUAUAUUCCGAAGAUGCCACAACCUGCAGAAGAGAUUCCUGUUGGUCAGGUGGAGAUCAAGAAGAGAUCGAGAGUGCCUGGUGUUAUGAUCACCCAAUAUGUCAAGGAACUGCCACGUGGAAAAUCUACACCAGAUUUCACUAGGAAACCAAUUGCCUUGACAGUACAAGAAGGCAAAGUAGCCCUUUUCAAAGCGGUUGUGAAUGGAGAUCCAGCACCGACUGUAACAUGGGCUCGCAACAAGGGUGACACUACUGAUCCAGAACAAUAUAAGCCACGUUAUGACGAAAGGAACAGAGAACACCUUUUAGAAAUACCAAAUGUCCAAGUAAAUCAGGCAGAUACGUACAAAUGUUUUGCUACAAAUACAUUUGGACAAGCAGUGUGCACUGCUACGCUGAGCAUAUUCGCAGUUGGAUUCAAGAAAAAGCAAACUGAUGCAUCCUCAAAUAAAGAUGGUGAAGCCAAUGAUCCUGAGGACUUCAGAAAAAUGCUGAAAAAGACCAAAAUUGUCAAGAAGAGAAAAGAAGAACCCAAGAAAGAGGGAGAGAUUGAUCCAAAGUUCUGGGACGUGAUGUUAAAUGCCAAAAAAUCUGAUUAUGAGCGAAUCUGUCAUGAAUUUGGAGUCACCGACUAUAGGUGGAUGCUGAAACAGCUUAACCUAAAGAAAAAGGAGAAGGAGGAUGAACAAGCGAAGGUGGUUGAAAACGUUGACAACAUGAAGCCGAUUGAAGUGAAGACAAGCGGCAGAGCUGAAUUUGAGUUUGAUAUGAAGAUUAGAGACCCCAACAGUAAAAUUUAUAUGUACAAAAACGGUGAAAUGCUUGAUUAUGGCGAUGGCUCCGAUGAUUCUUGUAAACACAAUAUGAAGAAAACUGGCGAUAAGUACUUGUUUAGCAUCAACAAUCUUGGCUUAAAUGAUGGUGGACUAUAUCAAGUUGAUGUUGAUGAUGUCAACAUCAUCACAACAAAAUUAGAAGUUCCUGAUGUGGACUUUGAUGGCAAGCUAAAAGAUGUUAAAGUGGUUGAGGGUCAGGAUGCAGUGUUUGAGGGUGUUUUUUCUGGCCCUGUACCACAAAUCACCUGGUGUGUCAAUGAUAUCUCCGUUGAGCAUGGAGACAAGUACAAUAUCACAGUCUCCGAAGACAAGCUCACCCACAGAUUAGUAGUAAAGAACUGCAAAAUAGAGGACAAUGGUGUGUACACAGCUAUUGCUGGGAUUAAAUCAUCCAGGGCUACACUUGGUGUUAAUGAGGAUCCUAAUGCCAUGGGCAAAGGUCGAGGUGGUGCAGGGGAUGGAGCAGAUGAUUUUGCAAGAUGUCUGGCAGAUGAACAGGCCAGACUGCAGAGAGAAAGAGAUGAAGCAGCCAGGAGAGGCAAGGGUACAGAUGGGAGAGGUGAUGGAGCGGAUGGCCAUGAUGGAAAGCAUGGUCAUGGUGAUUCAACAGAUGGUCGUGGUGAUGGAGCGGAUGGCCGUGGAGGACUUGGUUUGGGAGACAAUAGAGAUGCGUCAGGAAAGUAUGGAAAAGGACGAGACAGUACAGUUAGAAGUGGUAAAAAUGGAAAGAGCUCUGUAAUGGGUUUGGGAGGAGAUGGAUUGAGUAGCCAAUCAGCCAUGGUUGGAUCUGGUGGAGAUGGUGCAGAUGAUAAAUUGCACUUCGCAAGUGGGUUAACAGACAAAAAUGCCCUCCGUGGCAAACCUGCAGAGUUGGUGUGCAAACUUAGUACUGACAAAAUUGAUGGAGUGUGGUAUAAAGAUGGAAACAAGUUGACUUCCAAAGAUGGAGUGGUGAUCUCCAAGGAUGGUUGCACACAUAAGCUCAUUGUCCAGAAUUGCAAAGAUUCUGAUGCAGGUCUAUAUCAUUUUGAGGUAAAUGGUUGCAAGACAGAGGCGAUGGUCAGAGUCGGAGAUCUUCCAGAAUUUGACCUUGAUGCUUUAGGAAAGUUCUCCAACCCAGUAAUAGUGAAAGCAGGCCAGAGUGCAUCAUUUAAGAUGUCAUUUUCCCCACAACCUUCACUGGAGAUAAAAUGGUUUAAAAAUGGCUCUGAGCUUCUUGAUGGAGGUUCAGUGAAAGUGGUAAAGGAAACAAACCACAGUCGUCUUCAAAUCAAAGACUGUCUGCGAUCAGAUACUGGCCAAAUCCAAAUUAAGCUAAAGAACCCUUUUGGUUCUAUUGAAGCUUUAUCAAGUCUUACAGUACAAGACAAGCCAGGUCCGCCUCGAGGCCCAGUAGAAGUGAAUGAAACCACAUCAUCAGCCCUUGAACUGAAAUGGAAUCCUCCGAAAGAUGAAGGUGGCUCAGCAGUGACCAACUAUAUAAUUGAGAAGCUACAGGUUGGACAAAAUACCUGGCAAAAGGUUGGGGAUAUUUCAGCUAGCCAUCUUAACUUCAGAGAUAGAAGUGUGUCCCUUGGCAAGAGGUACAUCUAUCGCAUCUAUGCUGAGAAUCCCGAGGGCAUCAGUGAGGCUCUGGAGACUGACAAAAUCAUGGCUGGCUCAUUAUUGUUCCCUGGUCCACCAACCAGGCCAAAGGUGGUCAGUGCUUUCAAAAACUGUGUUAACCUAUCAUGGACUCCACCAGAGAAAGAUGGAGGGAAUAAAAUCUUGGGGUACCAGAUAGAAAAACGCAAGAAAGAUACAAACCAGUGGGUGACUCUGAACCCAGUUAAAGAUCCUAUCAAAGGACUGAAGUAUGGAGUGAAAGAUGUGUCUGAGGGGUCAGAGUAUGAGUUCAGAGUAAUUGCCAUUAAUGCAUCUGGAGCUGGGGAACCGAGCCCUCCCUCUGAAAUGGUCUGCGCUAAAAACCCCAACAUGAAGCCCCAUUUCAAAGAUCCUGAAGAUUUUAUAGUUGUGAGAUCAGGAAAUUCUAUCAGAAUCAAAAUUAACUAUGAGGCCGCUCCACUGCCAGAAAUUAAGUGGCUUAAGAACGGUGAACCUGUAUCUCCCUGGAACAAGAUAAUUCAUGAUGAUGGCACCUGUACGCUCAUUGUCCCCUCCUCAAAGUAUUCAGAUUCUGGUGUCUAUACCAUUGUGGCUAAAAACUCAAGUGGGCAAGCCAGCUUUGACAUAGAAGUCAGAGUAACAGAUGAACCCAGGCCUCCAGGACCAGUGGAGUUAGAACAGCUGGUUUUUGGUAAAGUCAUUAUCAGAUGGUUGCCAUCUCCAGACCAUGCCAGAGAUGACAGACUGCACUACAUGGUGGAAGAACAAAACUCCGACAGCCGCAUUUGGCGCACAAUAGCUGACCACCUUCUCUGCACAACCUACACUACCACCGUACAACCAGGUCGUGAAUAUCACUUCAGAGUCUAUGCAAAAAAUGACAUGGGACUUUCUGAUCCUUCAGAUUCACCAACGUGGGGUGUAAACAGCAAUAAAGUUCUAGCACCCUCAACUGUGCCAGCCAUGGUAACCCUAGAAAAGCCACCAUCAAUCCUGGUUCCACUGAAACUCCACUCUCCGCCAAAAGGAUACCAGUGCUACAUGACCUGUGCUGUCCGUGGUUGGCCCAGCCCAUAUAUUGCAUGGUACCAUAAUGGGAUUUGCAUCAACUCCGACAACAACUACUACAUCACAAAUGCAUUUGGCGUCUGCUCAAUCUACAUCCUCAGAGUCCGGCCCGAAGAUAGUGGCGAGUACAAAGUGGUGGCGGUCAACUCACUUGGCAGAGCAGAGUGUUCUUCGACAUUAAAAGUGAAAGAUUGAUCUUCCCUCUUCUGGAUCUGCCAGCUUCUGCCACAACUAAUUUCAUGCAUAAAUUUUAAGAGAGGGCAGUAAGUGCAUGAAUAUAAAUGAAGACAACUGUGGGCGUUGCAACUGAGGACAUAUAUAAUGUGCUACUAUACACCAUGUGAUGUGUAGAACUAAAAAACAGACAAAUAAUUGUAAUGUAUGUGAAAUUUACAAUAUACAAAUAAACAUAUGAUGAAACGCA
Danio aesculapii is the source of this 4064-nucleotide messenger RNA. It is a transcript of the gene igfn1.4, whose product is annotated as immunoglobulin like and fibronectin type III domain containing 1, tandem duplicate 4. The transcript is spliced from 23 exons. Gene Ontology annotation, molecular function: protein binding. The record is from RefSeq and is a predicted model, not a curated record. NCBI's taxonomy places the organism in Eukaryota, Metazoa, Chordata, Actinopteri, Cypriniformes, Danionidae. Bases 143 to 3835 code for a protein of 1230 amino acids.